CCUCCCAGCUCACCAGCUCAUCCCAGGUCAACGCCCUUUGCUCGGUUGAUCGUCAUACAAGCUGAUAAUUGCCAUCUUACAUCUGACACAACUCCCUUUUUGGAUCCCUCCUUUUUCGCCGGGACUCGUCCGCAAUCCCGAAUCUUAGCAAACAUGUCGUUCCAGGACCGUGCGCUGCACCAGAUUGCUCAGAUUGACAAGGAGCUCUCGAAGUAUCCUGUCCUCAACAACCUUGAGAGGCAAACCUCAGUCCCGAAGGUGUAUGCUUUCUUGGGCCUCGUUGGAAUUUACUUCUUUUUGGUUUUCUUUAAUAUCGCAGGGGAAUUCUUGGUCAACUUCGCUGGGUUCUUGAUUCCUGGAUACUACUCACUCAACGCGUUGUUUACGGCAACCAAGACCGAUGAUACCCAGUGGCUCACUUACUGGGUGGUCUAUGCCUUCCUAACUGUCAUCGAGAGCGCUAUUAGUGCUGCUUACUGGUUCCCCUUCUACUACCUUUUCAAGUUUGUGCUUAUUUUGUGGAUGGCCCUUCCACAGACUCACGGUGCCCAAAUCGUUUUCGGAUCCUUCAUUCAGCCGGUGUUCUCCCGCUACUUCCAGAGCGGCUCCACCUCCUCCAACUUGCGUUCGCAAGCCGAUAAGGCCACCAAGGAGCACUCUACCUAAGAGCCUCUUGGUAGAUGGUAGGAAUCAGUGAUUGAGGACGUUGAAGCCCGCAAAAAAACAAUUUUGGCUUGUCCUAAGAUUCCUCCGUUCUUAAGAGGUCCAAAUGCUCGAUCAGCGCCGUGGAGACGCACAACUUUAUGAGAGAGAUCGAGGGAACGCAGUAGCUGCUUAUAUACAAGUGUUCGAUGGGGUUGAGUGCCUCGAAUCUUGACGGGAUUUGUAUUAGAAGGGGCGGCUGUUGAGGCUGGUUCGGUUGUUUUGUAUCAUUCCUGUUUUUUUUUUUUUUUUGUUGUCGGGUUUCUUGUUUAUCGUGCAAAUCGAUAGGACAUUAUCUGCGUCUCUGGAUGAUAGCGUAGCU
Molecule: messenger RNA, 1024 nt
Organism: Coccidioides posadasii C735 delta SOWgp
Lineage: Eukaryota; Fungi; Ascomycota; Eurotiomycetes; Onygenales; Onygenaceae
Gene: YOP1
Product: ER membrane protein DP1/Yop1
Source: RefSeq, a predicted model, not a curated record